Ilex paraguariensis (yerba mate) is the source of this 318-nucleotide messenger RNA. The record is from the annotation of a GenBank genome assembly. NCBI's taxonomy places the organism in Eukaryota, Viridiplantae, Streptophyta, Magnoliopsida, Aquifoliales, Aquifoliaceae.
AUGCAGAUCAAGAAACUGCUGAGAGAAAAAAGGCUCGAGGACAUCGUAGAUAAAAACUUAAUAACUUAUGAUCCCAAAGAGGUCGAGACAAUCAUUCAGGUUGCAUUGCUCUGCACCCAAAGUUCACAGGAAGAUCGUCCAAAGAUGGCAGAAAUUGUAAGCAUGCUGCAAGGGGUGGGUUUGUCGGAGAGAUGGGCCGAGUGGGAGCAGCUUGAAGAAGUAAGAAAUCAAGAAUUUUCCCUCAUGUCUCACCAAUUUGCUUGGGCCGAAGAAUCCACACAUGACCAACAAGCUAUUCAGUUGUCAGAAGCAAGAUAG